CACGUGCGAUCUUUUCCCAAUAUGGCUGCGGCCAGUAAAAGUGUGGUUAGUGACACAAAUUCGGCCGAUACUUGGCCAAAAUGGCAGGUGGCGCUCGCUAUCGGAGCUCCUUUGGCUGUCGUCAUCGGAGGAGUGUGGGCAUACAGGCGAAGCAAGCGAAAAGACGCCAAAUCUUCCCCUAAAAAACGAGAUGUGAAAGAUAACACGACGUCGAGUACCGGCAAAGAUACACGCUCGACGCCAUCUCCAACGAAGCCGGUGUCCGCUACAGAGGAGGAGCAGACACCAUUGGAAAAGGCUCAAGGAGAGAAAAAUAAAGGGAACAAGUACUUUAAGGCUACACGCUAUGACCAAGCUAUAACAUGCUACACUCAGGCCAUACAGAUGUGUCCACCCGACAGUAAGGCAGACCUGGCAACUUUCUACCACAACCGGGCAGCCGCCUACGAAAAACUGAGAAACAAUAAGAUGGUCGUUGAGGAUUGUACGACCGCCCUGGAGCUGAAUAACCGGUAUGUGAAGGCGUUGACAAGGCGGGCCACAGCAUGUGAACAGCUGGAGGACUUGUCACAGGCUCUGGAAGAUGUGACAGCCCUGUGUAUACUGGAAGGCUUCCAGAACCCUAAUUCUCUUCAGACAGCUGAUCGCGUUCUCAAGAAUCUUGGACAAACCAAGGCCAAAGAAGCAUUCCGUAAUCGUAAACCAGCGAUGCCCUCCAAACAUUUCAUCAGAACCUACUUCGCUGCAUUUGUCAAUGAUCCUAUAUUAAAUGCUGCUAAGAAAACUACACCUCCCAAGCCCGCUGAGGAAGAUCAAGUAGCUAAUGGGGACAAAGAUGCCAGUCCUUACCAACAAGCUCUGUGGAAGAUCAUGGCGGAGGACUACGAUGAUAUCGUUUCAUUGUGUACACAGGAGCUGGACCUCCCAAACAGCGAAUCAAAAACCGAGGCUAAGUUACUAAGGGGAACUCUCUACUUACUAUGUAACCAGUAUGACCUUGCACUCACCGACCUCAAAGCUGUUUUAUCAGAGGAAGAUUUACCUAAAAGAGUUCGAGUAAACGCUAUGAUAAAAAGGGGCAGUAUAUACAUACAGAUGGAGAAACAGACAGAAGGUUUGGACGACUUUGCCUCCGCAGUCCGAAUCGAUCCAGAAAACGCCGAUAUCUACCAUCACCGAGGACAUCACAACAUCCAAUUGGAGAGGAUAGAUGACGCCUUAAGAGAUCUAGAGAAUGCUAUCUCAAAGGAUCCAACAUUUGCUGCUUCUCAUGUACAGAAGUCUUUUGCAGAACACAAGAGAACUGCUAUGCAGAUGAUGGGCUCUAACCUGCCCCUCCCCCAGACAGUGUUACAGUCUUAUAAGGCAAAUGUUGAAAUGUUCCCCACUAAUGGUGAUGCCCGCGCACUCUAUGCUCAGGCCCUUGGGGACGCUGGGAAAUUUGAGGAAGCAGAGGUUCAGUUUGCAGAAGCUGUGCGACUUGAUCCGGACAAUGCCACAGCUCUCGUACAUAGAGGGUUGCUGAAGCUGCAGGCUGAUAAAGACAUUAAGGAAGCCACUCGUACUAUCAACACCGCCCUAGAGCUUGACAAUCGUUGUGAAUAUGCAUAUGAAGUCCUUGGAACCCUGGAGGUCCAACAGGGACAUAUGGAUAACGCCAUGGGACAUUUCCAGAAAGCCAUAGAAUAUUCCCGAACAGAGUCAGAAAUGGCUCAUCUAUUUUCUCUCUUAGAAGCUGCAAAGGCACAGCUCAAUGUGGCGAAAAAUUUUGGAAUUCAGCUUCCAAGUUUUGGUGGUGGAGCUCCAAUGAUGUGAAAGACUUAAUAAAGAAUUAUGUAAUAAUUUCAUCGUUUUUAAUUGUUCAAGGGUCCACAUUUUUGUGAAAAAUGCUAGAAAGUUAGCCCUAAAUGGCUUUGAUAUGAAUUGUGUAUUGUGUCUAAUUAUGUAAUCUAUUGUAUUAAUUUUCUGCUUUCCUCUGCCCAUCAAUUUGUCGGUUAUUUUCUGUUAAAGUCUAUUGAUAUCCUUACUGGGAGUUCUCUUGACUGAUGUUGCAGGCUUUAUCAGCUGUGCAUCUAUGUUUUUUGCUAAAAGGUUUUGAAAAUGAGACUUUUUAUAGAUGCUAUAGAGAGAGAGGUUUUGAACUUAGGAGAACUGUCCCACAAUCACAUACCGUAUUUUGUGUAGUAAGAAGUUUUUAAGAUUGCGCCAUUCACUCAUUAAGUUGAAUUAAUUUCAUUAAUGUUGAGAUUUUGCAUAAAAAACUUUCAGACUGUACAAUGAAUUGCAGAUAAAUUGGAAAAGUAAAGAAACAUUUUUGACUUUGUUUUAGUUUUAAUUAAAUGUUUGGUUUAGUUCCAUCUCAAUCAAAGUGUGUACAGUGAGAUUGGAUUGUCUCAAAUGAAAUCAAAUUCUCCAGAAGAGAUAUUUUUGUUUGUAGAGCUUCCAUUUUGUGCUAUGGUCAAUAUGCUAUGACAGAAGAUUCCUAUUAUUUUUCAUAUCUUAUUUUAAAUUAUUGUGAUUUUCUGUUUACUAGUGAUUAAGAUUAUAUUUAAGAAUGUUUUUGAAAUAUCAUGAACAUUUCAUUAAUGCAUGUACUAAAUUUCUCUGGUGAAAAAGAGUGAUCUUUAUACAUAGAUAUUUCCUUAUUGUGAAAGAUAAUGAAUGCUUGUGAAGGUUAGGUAAUUCUAUGAGAAUCUUACAUUAUUUCAGCUUCAGAUGAGUUUCGCAAAUAUUUUCUGUUUUAUUUUAGCAAGCCUCAAUCAAUUCAUCACAAAUUAAGAUAUUUUUUCAAACAUUUGUCAGAGCAGCAUUUAACUAUCACAUCAAUACAAAAAAGGGAGAAAGAAAUGGACAUUUCUCCUCCAUACCUCUUCCUUGGUGACAUAAUAGUGUGCAGGUGUUUGUGAUAUGAAGUUAUUACAUCAGAAUUUAAACAGUUGGAAUGUAUACCCACUUAAUUUGAAGUGUUAUUACUUGUGUACAAUAAAAUGUACUGUAUGUUAUGGCUGUUAUUGCAAAUAGUUAUGUGAUAUGCUUACUAAGUUACACUUUAAUUAGUUGUAUCACAUAUUUUAUGUGAUGCAAUAAUAAUUAUCUGUAAUAUCAAUAGGAACAAGGGAGAUAAUUCAGGUUCAGACGUUAAAUCAGCUUUAUGAGAAAAACAAAUUAAAAGGUUUUCAAAAUAGUACUUCAUUUUAAAGUUGAUUUUAAAAGGCAUGUGGAUUUUUUUCAGGAGAAACAUUAUUAAGAUUUAAACUAUUUAAUUUCAACAUUGUUGUAUGUUUUUCUUCAAUAGUGAGCUUUUCAAAAGUAUUACUGUGGGAGAAAACCAGAGUACCUUGGUAAAACCCACCUGGUCGUGGUCGGGUAGGUGAUCCCAUACAUUUCCAUGUCCUAUUAGGGAAUCUAACCCUGGUCACCUACAGGUGAAAGGCAAGUGUGUUACCACUCUGUCACAUGACCAACCUAAACAAGAUAAUGAUUUUACUAGAUCCAGCUUAUUGUUCUCAUUAAUCUAUCAUUUAUCACAAUUGUUCAUGUCGGGCGAACACCACACAUACUUGUACAUUUGUCUUUCAGUGGUGAAAAUUUUCUUGAAAAUUAAGGGUUUUUUUUCAUUUCAAAAAUUAUCCUAAUGCCUUUUGAAUGGUGAAUGAUAAGUUGUCAAGAACUCUUUGUUAAAUUACACUAAUUUUUACUGUUUCAUAGAUAUUCGGGAAAAACAAACGUUUGGAUAAGCAGAUUUUAAAUCAAUAAAAUGUCUUUCUUUCAAUGUAAGCAGAUUUGUUUAUUAUGUUUGUAAUGAAAUGAUCUCUGUCAAUGAUCCUUGUUAUUUGUAGGAGAGGUUUUUCAGGUUUAGAUAAACAAAACAAAGUGAAUGUGUAUUACAGGUAUUUCCAAUUCCAUUAGACCAGUAACUAUAAAUGAGGUGGAGGGAAACAAGAGUCACAUCAUAGUUAACAAUAAGUCCAAUUAUCAACCACAGAUAUUGGUAGACAGCUUCUUUUAGGAAAUAUAUAUAGCCCUAUGAAUAUAUUGCAUUGAUACAAUGAAAUCUUCAGAGUCGAUACACACAGGGUUAAUAUAAUGGUCCAAAACCCUGUUGGGUAUGUACAUCACAGGUGAAAUCCAGUAAUCUGUGUUUUUCUGUUCUGUAAUUCACAUGGUAAAGUCUAUAAAAAUGUUAUAAUAAAACAGUUUCAUCAACCUUGUAUGAUGAUAUUUCCAUUGCUAUCGAGAAGUACCCCUUCUCAGGUAAUGAACUGUCUGAUUAACUGGAAAAUAUUUCAGUAAUUGUACAUCAUUAAUCAUAAAAUCACCUAAAAAGCAAUGCUCAUCAGUAUAGUGAAAAACGUACCAAGAUUUAGACUUCAUAUCAAUGUUAAGGUGUAAAGUAUAUAGCUACUGUUAGAGUUGAAACUUCCUGAGUUUGUGUGUGUGGGUGUGUGUGUAGGAAGGGAUCUUUGUGUGACUAUAUCCAGAAUAUAGAUUUUGAAUUCCUACUUACUUUUGAAUUAUAUAACAGAAAUAUUGUUAAUGGUGAUGUGAUUCUCUAUAACGUAUGGUGUUUAAAUUCCUACAUGUAUUUUAGGAGAAAAUCUUAUUAGCAAUACAGGAUGUAGAUAUUUCUUUACAAAUACUGUAUCAUAAAGCUCGAUCAUUGCGAUAUACAAUUAAUUUUCUGUUUUUCUUCCCUUUUUCAUCCUGUUUGUAGUUACAUUGUAUGUUAUGUGGCCAUGAUAGAAUGAUUGUUUUACUAAAACUGUACAAAAUCAUGACGAACCAGAAUAAAAACAUAAUUGUCCUUUCUAGCAAUGUUGAGGAAAUACA
Molecule: messenger RNA, 4830 nt
Organism: Pecten maximus
Lineage: Eukaryota; Metazoa; Mollusca; Bivalvia; Pectinida; Pectinidae
Product: mitochondrial import receptor subunit TOM70-like
Exons: 11
Coding region: 22-1815 (597 amino acids)
Molecular function (GO): protein binding
Source: RefSeq, a predicted model, not a curated record